AUGGACGUCAAAGCCGCUUCCAACGGGGUGUCCACCAUCGAGGACAGGAUCUUACGGAUCACGGGAUAUUAUGGCUAUUACCCGGGAUAUUCGAGUCAUCAAAGGGGUGAUGGACUCUCAAAUCGGACCGAAAAUAUUAAUCCGGAUAAUAAUGUUAAGACACGCUGUCAAACAUGCAUCUCUGCAUUUUUCAAGAUUUUCUGGGGGUUUCUGGUCAUUCUUUCUGUAUCAUCCUCCUGGGUUGGUACUACACAGAUUGUCAAAGUUACAUACAAGAACUUCCAUUGUCCUUUUUUUAUGACCUGGUUCUCUACAAAUUGGAACAUAAUGUUUUUCCCUGUGUACUACUCGGGACACUUGGCUUCAGCACAAGAAAAACAGACACUAAUUAAAAAAAUUAGGGAAUGCAGUCGGAUUUUUGGAGAAGAAGGACUGACUCUGAGACUCUUUCUGAAAAGAACAGCCCCAUUUUCUAUCCUCUGGACAUUAACUAAUUACCUAUAUUUACUGGCUCUGAAGAAAUUAACAGCCACAGAUGUGUCUGCUCUUUUUUGUUGCAACAAAGCAUUUGUCUUUUUGCUCUCUUGGAUUGUGCUCAAAGACAAGUUCAUGGGAGUUAGAAUAGUUGCUGCAAUCAUGGCAAUUACUGGGAUUGUGAUGAUGGCAUAUGCAGAUGGUUUCCACGGUGAUUCAAUCAUUGGAGUAGCGCUGGUUGUCGGAUCUGCCUCCACAUCAGCAUUAUACAAGGUUUUAUUUAAAAUGUUUCUUGGAAGUGCAAACUUUGGAGAAGCUGCAUAUUUCAUUUCUACACUGGGUUUCUUCAAUUUAAUUUUCAUAUCAUCUGCACCAGUUAUACUGUACUUUACAAAAGUGGAGUACUGGUCCUCAUUCUCUGCUCUACCUUGGGGAUACCUUUGCGGUGUGGCUGGCCUUUGGUUAGCCUUCAAUAUUCUUGUGAACGUUGGUGUUGUAUUAACAUAUCCUAUACUCAUUUCUAUUGGAACUGUCCUGAGUGUCCCUGGAAAUGCAGCUGUCGACCUUAUGAAGCACGAAGUGAUAUUUAGUAUGGUGAGAUUGACUGCCACUACUAUCAUAUGCAUUGGCUUCCUGCUCAUGCUUCUUCCUGAAGAAUGGGAUGAAAUAACUUUAAGGUUUAUUAACAGAUUAAAGGAGAAGAAGAAUGAAGAUCAGACAGAAGACACCACAGAGUCUAGUGUCCACACUCGGAGCAGAAGUAGAGCAAACGGAACAAUUUCAAUUCCUUUAGCUUAA
Hemiscyllium ocellatum (epaulette shark) is the source of this 1272-nucleotide messenger RNA. It is a transcript of the gene slc35f4, whose product is annotated as solute carrier family 35 member F4. Gene Ontology annotation, cellular component: membrane. Bases 1 to 1272 code for a protein of 423 amino acids. NCBI's taxonomy places the organism in Eukaryota, Metazoa, Chordata, Chondrichthyes, Orectolobiformes, Hemiscylliidae. The record is from RefSeq and is a predicted model, not a curated record. The transcript has 8 exons.